Messenger RNA from Notolabrus celidotus (New Zealand spotty), 8881 nucleotides. RefSeq names its product aldehyde dehydrogenase 1 family, member A3 (gene aldh1a3). The transcript has 13 exons. Bases 5252 to 6778 code for a protein of 508 amino acids. Gene Ontology annotation, molecular function: aldehyde dehydrogenase (NAD+) activity. The record is from RefSeq and is a predicted model, not a curated record. Lineage: Eukaryota; Metazoa; Chordata; Actinopteri; Labriformes; Labridae.
AAAGAUAUUUUCACUCAAGUUCAAGUCCUCCAGAGCUGGAUCCAAGACCAGGACUAAAGAUUCUCUGACAGGUCUAGAAAGAGAGAUGACCGGGAUCCUCUGUGGGUAAUAUAUUUUCCAUUGACAAGAACCUCAUACAGCCACACAACUAAAUUAACUUUAAUUACAUUAAAUUAAUGUGGUUUUUUUAAAACUAUCCCUUUAAAGGCUUAUCACGGUAACAUGCAGCAGACCUUAUACCCCUUUUCGACCAAGGCAGUUUCAGGGCUGGUUCAGAGCCGGCCCUCAAUUGAGAGCGUGGAUAUACAACCAGUUUCACGUUGGUUGAAAAGAGAUAUUAGUGACAACUAUUAGUGGUGAAAAAUGAAGCCAAUACAAAAGUGCAUCCAACUGCAGUUUCUCUAAUGUCCACUUGAGGCUGUCUCCUAAAGUGAGUCAGUGCCCAUAGAGCCCCGUGUUUAAAUGUCCAAGAGUAGAAAUAAACAUAUUUACCGUCUGGUAAUAAAACAUUUUGGCUCUCUAUAGCUUAUUUCUCUAUUCAGGACAACUGUAGAUGCUGAAUUUAUAUACAACUCACCUGUUUACAUUACAUUAUGACUUGUGUUUAAGACUUUGAGUGACAGGUGGAUACAACUGGCUCUCUGCUAGAUACCUCUAAACCAGUUCAAUCACUGAACUUAACCUCUGGGCCACUAGGUUUGUGAGGUUUAUGCCACUAACUAGACAUCCAGACGAAACCAGGAGUCUGUUGUUGUGGACAGUAGUGACAAGAAGAGCAUUUUAUUUAAGUUGCACAGUACAUCAGUCAUUCAAUGUUCUUUCAUCUGAAACUUGAAACCUGGAUGAGCUGGCACUCUUUGGGAAACUUAAUUUCAACUCUUUACCUUUUAUUGUUUUCUUUAAACACAUGUUUUAUUGCUAUAAGUGUGCAUUGCAUUGUGUUUUAUAUCUAUGUCCCAUAGUUUGUCAGUAUUGUUAUGCCCUGCAUGCAAAAGCUGCUGAACGUAUCCUUUGUUGCAUGAUGUCAUAGCAACGCAACUCAGUGUGUACCAGGUCAACGUGAUUUCAUGCAACGUGACACAAUAAAGGCACCUUUUUUUUAAUGAAGCAGCGUGAAAAGGGUGCAUGGUUAGUGAAAGGGGCAAUGACCAUUUUGUUGGAGAGAUCAUUGUUUCUUUGUUUUCACCCAUGAAGUCGCUUCAUGACAUUUAAUUAGUUUGAAGUGUUUAAAGGACCCUUGUUUCAUUUGGGUCAGAGUUUCUUAAAUAAGCUUGUGUAAGGCUGACCUUGCCUGCAGAGGUUGAUAGUGGAGCUUCUGUUCUGUUGAUUCAAUAUCUACACCUGUGCUCACCUGCUCCUACCCAGCCAACACUCUACUUCUAAAAAACUUUUAAAAAUACAUUGGCCAAAUUUGAAACCAGCUCCAAAGUGAACAUUUUUCACCAACUAUUUGAAGAAGAUUAAACAUCUCUGUGUAGAUCAUACUUCAAGAUUCAUCACACAUCCACACACAUUUUAACUCAGAAUUUCAGAUUGAGUCUCAUAAAUAAAUGCUGGCAAACACAUUGAUCAUCCCAGCCGCUUCCCACUCAGCUGCAAACCACCCCAAUACCUGCUGCAGGUCCCUGCCUGAAGAAGCCAACAGAACCACAUCAUCUGCAAAAGCAGAGAUGGACCUAUGAGGUCCCCAAACUGUAAACCCUCCUCCCGCCCUCAGCAUCUUGAGGUCCUGUCCAUAGGAUAACAAACAGAAUCAGUGACAAGGAGCAACCCUAAGUCAUUUUUCAGCUAUAUGAAAUCCUGUCUAUGCAAAGAUAGAAUUAAACACAGCAGAAGAACAAAGAGGACUCAGGCUCCUGAGCUGGGUCUACCUGCAGGCAGAAAGAGCUGAGUAAUAUGUAACAUCAUUGCUUCCUUAUGUCACUGUGGCUGAUAGUGAUGGGUGCUGGACUAGUUUUUGGCCAUGGCGUGUUUGAUUCAAGAUUGUGAAGACAUGUUUUUCAAUGGUGAGUGGGAAGCCCUGCUCACCUUAAGAAUCAUUUAGCUGUCAUGUGAGAUAGAGAUUUAAAAUCUAAGUUAAUAUGUUUGUGGAUAUGUAAUUAUUAUUGUAUCAGAGGCUAAUAAACAUUUGAUCAUCCUCUACAAAGAUGUCACUUUUGAACCAUUUUAACACCUUUUAAACAGAGCUCAUAGACGUUUUGUAAAUGUUGCAAUAGAAGAAUGCUCACUGGGGAUGGAUAAAUGACUAUAAGAGAUCAGUGGCACACACUGGUUGGGAAACCAGGAGGCAUGGGUGAAAGUCAGGCUACUAAAUGUAACCUUUUCAGCUAAAGUAAGUGAAUGUGUGAUGAAUCUUGUGGCAGAAAAAGAGUUGUCAAAGAAAAAAGCUUUAAGCUUCAAACCAGUCUUGAACAAGGUCUUUUUUUUUAACUAAGUCAAGUCAAGUCAACUUUAUUUAUAAAGCACUUUUAAAACAACCAGUGUUGGCCAAAGUGCUUUACAAAGUAAAAAAAUUCAAGAAGACAACAAUAAACAAUACAUUUAAAUAAAAAUGCAAAAACAAGUCAAAUCUGUCAGGAUGUUAAUGUUCUCAUCUCGAGGAGAAGGCCAAAGAGAAGAGAUGGGUCUUCAAUAAGGAGUUAGGACAUUCAGUAGUGGGGACUGAUCAUAUCUAAAGUAGUAAGCUAUUCCAGAGAUUAUGUCCAUUCAAUGGAAAAAUGCCUGAAAUGAGAGGUCUCUGUUCCAUCUGCUCAGGUGCAACCUUACAUACAUAAAAGGCCAGGGCUGCCUGCUGUCAGAGCCCGGCUGAUAACCAUCACACUCCAGCUCAGUGACACUGUCAGUCAAAUGACUGGCUGUCCACUCAAUAUCUUUGACUCUGAGUUGAAACCGGCAAAUUGUCUUCUUAUCCAUCACGAGGAUUUAAAGCGAUGAGUGGACAUCUAAUCCCACUUACACUGUUCUCUCCACUUCAUAAUACAAAUGCACCCUGCUUUCUGCAUCUGCAAUAAGCAGCAACCUCAGGUCUAAAAAUAUGAGUCCAAUGCAGAAGUGUUAGAAACUGCAGUUCAUCGAGGAUCCACUUGAGGCUGGUUCUGGAAGUACCGGAAGUCACAUACACAUGAAUGGGAAAAAGCUGAUCUUUACAGCAGAAAUAAACAUGUUUACAGCCUGGUUCAAAAGAUGAGUGUAGUCUGGAUAGCUCAUUUGUCUACACUGUAGGGCGAGUAAAAAAAAAUUCUAACGUGGUACUUUUGAAGAUAUUGAGAUUACAAGACUUCCAAUGAGAGGCACAGCUGACUUGAUUGACAGGUGAGAACACUGUAGCUGUUGGCGAGGAGGCUCAAAGCCCGCCUCUUUACGUCACACUCGCUCGACAGCAGCAAUAUGGUUCCUGCAGCCGAUUGGUCUCAAAACAGCUCUUCAGAAACAAAAGGGUGACAUCAUGGAUCCUACGUCCAUAUUCUAUACAGUCUAUGGUCUCCAAGUGUGAGCCCAACUGGUGAAAUCUGCUGGUUCUCACCUUCAGACGCCUUAAGCCCUGCCAGACACUGAGUGGAGUGUCUGCUGUUGGACUGAUGUUGGGGUUGAAAAUAUGAAUUUGACUCAGAGGGAUACAGGCAACAGGGGAGUUUCUUUUUUAAAUAUCCUAAACCACAUCAGAGCCUGAAACCAGCUUCAUCCAAGCAAACCUGUGAACUGUAAGGUGUCAGCAGCGUGUGGAGCUGUGUGAGGAGAUGUUUAGUCUCCCUGUUGUAUUUUUAAUGCUAACCUCACUAGUGUCAGCUCCUGCCCUUGCAUAUCUUCUUCAGCUUCAUUCAUUUCAUUUUCAGUUUCACUCAGCUGCUCAUGAGUUUGGUAUCAGUGAAUCCAGAUUACUCACUUCCUUCCUCCUUCUCCUCUUGACUGGCUCUCUUCUACUUUGUGUUUUCAUAACUCUGCAUCAUCAUUCCUGGUGUGGUUGCUCAUAUUUUGAGCCUCAUUUCAUCCAAUAGUUUCUUCAUUUUGUUCAAUCAGACCAGAUACUUCUUUUUAAAAGACCACCUGUUUUCUCUCUUAAAGUCUUUCCUUCUCAUUUGGUGAAACUGCAGAGCCUCUGUUUGGUACUCAGACAAAGGACGGAUAGCUUGUCCUUCCAAAAGAAUAUUUACUGAGGCCACGUUGAUUUCUUAUUUUCAGUUAAUCCCACAAACUGUUUCAGCAAUCAACUCAUCUCCUCUAGAGCAGGCUCCUGCUUAUUUGCAUGGGUCUGGGCCCAUGCUUUGCAUUUCAUAUUAUUUCCCCUGACUUAUCCUGCCAAGGCCGAGCUACCACCCAACACUCCCACUCCCCCCUCCUUUCGGUCAAUCCCUUUGAGUCUCUCUCUCACUCAUUAUGAAGUGUUAGAAAGUUGCUGAAGUGAGAAAUGAGCCUGCAAAAGCUCGUUGUCCUAAUUAAACUUUGACAUAAAGAGUGACAAGAAGCGAUGAAGGGGAAACAAUAGCAGACUGUGCAAGAGUGCAAGUCCGGAGAAAGCAAGCAGCUUUGUCCCCAAGAACAAAAGGAUUUGUUUGCAUGUGUUCAACUCCAUUCAACUUCACCAGGCCCAGGUGCAAAAACCAACUUUGGGAGGAACAUCACAACUCAUCACACCUUUGCAUGGUUGAUGAGCAGUCUGCAGUCGCUCUAAAUAGGCAGACAGAAACAGAUCAAAGCGGCAGUGUUGGGAUGUAAAUAUUGUGCAACAGAAUUAAUUCAGUCUCAUUACUUUCACUGCGCAGACUCAAAGACAGGCAGAGUAUUCAUUUGUAAAGUUUUACUCUCUCCACACACACACACACACACACACUCUCUCUCUCUCUGCUGCUCUCACACAAAGCUCUGUGAAGAAUGCUCACCAUCAUUUCAACUCUUACAAUAAAAAUAAAAAUGCACUGCUGUGUUUAACCCUGUGAUGACUGCUGAUAAUGGUAACUGCCUCACAGUCCUGCUUGCUAUCACAAAAGAAGGUAACAGAGACUGUCCCUUUGCCAGAGUCUCUCACAUUGUCUCCAGGCAUUCUUAAUAAAUGUAGCAGGUUGUUUUUAAAGUGCAGGAAGAACAAGACUCCUCUCAGAUACGGGCCCUUGUUGACUGGGGCGGAGUUGGGCUCUCCUCUAUGGUGAGUGGAGUGGAGGGAGGAACUCCACAUUCUUAUAAAAAGCCGGUGGCAGAGCUGACAGCGCGGAGAGCAGACGGAAAGGACGGACUGGACCUCUUUAUUUAACCCAGAAUGGCACAGAACGGAACAACAGAGAAUGGAGUGGCCGACGACAUGCCUUUCCCCCAGCCCGUCAAAGUCCAGGACAUCAGACACACCAAGAUUUUCAUAGACAAUGAAUGGCACACAUCCAGCAGAGGAAAGACGUUUCCAACCUUCAACCCAGCGACAGGUGUCAAAAUCUGUGAUGUGGAAGAGGCAGACAAGGAAGACGUGGAUCAGGCGGUGAAAGCAGCGAAGUUGGCCGGGAAGAGAGGCUCUCCGUGGCGGAGGAUGGACGCGUCGAGCCGGGGGAGACUGUUGCACAAACUGGCCGACCUGAUGGAGAGGGACCGGCUCUUACUCGCGACUCUGGAGAGUCUGGACACAGGGAAGCCCUUCCUGCAGUCCUUCUUCAUCGACCUGGACGGCAGCAUCAAAACCCUUCGAUACUACGCAGGCUGGACCGACAAGAUCCACGGGAAGAGUCUACCUGUAGAUGACACCUUUGUGUGUUUAACCAAACACGAGCCCGUAGGAGUCUGUGGAGCCAUCAUCCCAUGGAACUUCCCUCUGCUGAUGUUCAUGUGGAAGAUAGCUCCGGCCCUGAGCUGUGGGAACACUGUGGUCAUAAAGCCAGCGGAGCAGACCCCCCUCACCGCACUGCACGUCGGAUCGCUUAUCAAAGAGGCUGGGUUUCCUCCUGGAGUUGUGAACAUUGUGCCGGGGUUCGGUCCUACAGCAGGAGCAGCGAUCGCCGAUCACAUGGAUGUGGAUAAAUUGGCGUUUACCGGCUCUACAGAGGUGGGUCAGCUGAUCAAAGAAGCGGCCGCCAAAAGUAACCUGAAGAGAGUGACUCUGGAGCUCGGGGGGAAGAACCCGUGCAUCGUGUUUGCAGAUUGUGACUUGCAGCUAGCUGUGGAGGAGACCCAAAAGGGAGCUUUUUAUAACCAGGGUCAGUGCUGCACGGCUGCAUCUCGUGUGUUUGUGGAGGAGAGUAUCUAUGAAGAGUUUGUACGUCGCAGCGUAGAAAAAACCAAAAAGAUUGUCAUCGGAGACCCGCUGGACCCCCGAACAUCACAUGGGCCUCAGAUUGACCGUCAGCAGUUUGACAAGAUCAUGGAUCUGAUCGCAAGCGGGAAGAAGGAGGGAGCCAGGCUGGAGCACGGAGGAGCAGCCGUGGACGAGAAGGGCAUCUUCAUUCAACCCACCAUUUUCUCAGGGGUUAGAGACCACAUGCGCAUCGCCCAAGAAGAGAUCUUUGGUCCUGUUCAGUGUAUAUUCAGCUUUAAGAGCCAGCAGGAGGUCAUAGAGAGAGCAAACAGCUCAAAGUAUGGCCUGGUGUCCGCAGUCUUCACAACCAGCAUGGACAGAGCUCUGUCUGUGUCUGCAGCCCUGGAGACUGGCACUGUCUGGAUAAACUGCUACAACGCUCUUCAUGCUCAGACUCCUUUUGGAGGAUAUAAGAUGUCAGGAAACGGACGUGAGCUGGGGGAGUACGCUCUGGCCGAGUACUCGGAGGUGAAAGCAGUGACCAUCAAACUCAGUGAAACUCUGUGAGACAGUCCAGUGAAACAAAAGGACAACACACAUCUUCACCCCUCACACACUGUCCUCUGUCCUCAGUCCUGCUCAUGUUGUCCAGAUCAGCGUGAGGACGAUCUUUAGAGUGUAGACCACGUGAGACGAUCACUCACUUGUGACAAAGGUGUCAUUACAUAGUGUCUUAUAUUUGCUGUCUUUGGUUGAAGGUUGUAACCCUGUCUCUGUAUAAAGAUGUACUCUCUUGUAGAUGUAAACGUCCUCUUCUUCUGGUGUUCAGUGACCUUUGACCUCUGCCAGGUGAUGCUGGGAACAGUAUUGGUCAGUCUCUUAUCCGAGGCUCACUGUCUGCUGGGUUGUGCCCUAUGUUCUGUCAUUUGUCUUGUUCUGAAGUGUUAAAAUCAGAUCCUUGAACCUGUUUUUAACUCCCCUUUUUGAUCUCCUUACUUGUUUGUGUUUCCUGUAUAGUGUGUUUUUUUUUCAUUUUGCUCUAAGUCACAUGGCUGACAAGAGCAAACGCAAGCAUAGGGAGCAAACUCAGAAAUGAUGACGAUUCAAAAGUGCAUGCAAAAAAGUCUGACGCGACUUCUGCAGCUCCUUGUCCCUCGGGGCUUCACCUAAAAAAACCCUGCUCAGGUCUCUGUGUCAGAGCAUAGGUCAUGUUUGCUGCAUAUCUCCUGGGGACUGCAGUUUUAACGUUAUCCCCUGUGGUCAUGUAAGCAACAGGUUCCCUGCCUCGUCCUUGUCACUGUGCAGUCGAUCUUAACACAGCUUUUACUAAGGUUUGUUAUUUGCAGUCUUUUCUUGUUGCAUUUUUUUGUACUUUUGCAUGUUAUAUUUUUUGAUUUGCAUCAUUUCUGAAUUUGUGGUCUGUUUCUCUUUGUGGGAACUGUCUUGCCGAGAGUCCCUGUUGGCCUGUAAGUGACUAAAAUAAAUGUUCUUCACACAGACAUGUUUAAACCUCCUCUCCAAUACAAGCACCUACGACAACCGCACCAUCUCCAAAAUGAUUGAAGAAACGUUCUACACAAAGACAGAAAUUAGAGUUCAAGUGAUUACAUUUUGAGAGUGAAGUUCUAAAACUUCAGCAGUGUCAUGUUUGUAAAACUGGAAGUAAUGCUGAAAGUUUCAGUUUCAUUUUAACAUUUUCCUCUCGGAUUCAACUUUUGACAUUUUCACUUUUUUUUUAAAUUCAACUUUGAUACCAAUAUUUAAACUUGCUGAUUUUAUUUUUGACUUUAACAUUUUUUUUUCAUUUUCUCAAGUUUUUAAGAGGUUGGAAAUUUGGCCUCAUUAUAGAUGUAAUGACAUUUUAACAACACUCAUAUUUCUAAUAUUUUCACAUUUCCCGAAGAAUUUCAACAUUUCAGCCUUAAAAUCAACAUUUUUACAUUUCACCUUUAUCCUCAUCAUUUGGACUUUUUUUUUUUUCUUGACAUUUUUAUUAUAUUCAUGACAUUUGGACUUUUCAAAUGCUCAAAAGUAUGAAUAAACUCCUACCAGUUCUCAUACAGGUCUAACAUUUUUCCUGAAGGUCACCUUCUUUUAUUGUGCUUUAAUGAUGACUGAACUACUGUAUCUUUUCUUUCUACCAGAAAGUCUGUCAGAUUAACCUCAGAGACCAGGGUCUAAAUAUUUUUUACUAAACAGGACUAGCAGGUGAAGAAGAAGUUGUUUUUCUGUCACGUGGAUGAUCCAUGGUGUCCCUCAGCAUGAGAGCAUUCAUUAGAGUAAUAGGCUUAAAACAUGCUAAUUAAUCAGCACUGAUAGGAUUUAACAUGUGAGGGUUAGACUGUCACUUUCUUGAUAAAUUCAGAUACACUUAAUUUAACCUUUCAACAUACUGACAGGACCUGUGUCUACUGUCUCUGAUGAGGUAACAUUCACCUGGAUGUUAGCAUUUUAGUGCUGGACCAGCAGCAGUGGUGCAAUGUUGCAUGGAUAAGAUAAGAUAUUACUUUAUUUUAUAUAGAGUCAACGUGAUCUUUUUUGUUAUCACUGUCAUUUUUUACCAAUUUGUUUUGGUGUUUUUUAUCAUCACACAUGGACAAAAGAUCUGUCUGCUUUUUCUCACAUUAGUUUGUAUUUAAACAGAAACUCUGAAUAAAAAUAUUAAAGUCA